AUGCCUUCCCUCACAGAGGAGAUCCAGUCGUUCUCGCGGAGCAGCCUGCGGAGGCAGUGCACCAGGGUGACCUCUCUGGGCGGGCGGCGCAUCAUCGAGACCUGGAAGGGCUCCAUCGUCACCGUGGUGGAGGAACCGGCCCCCCCCGACAGCAGCAUGGGCUACGUCCCGGACACCUCCUGGGACCUGCAGAUAGGAACCAUCAAACCCUUCUUACUACUGGGUUCUCAGGAUUCAGCCCAUGACUUUGGAACUCUAAAGAAGUACAAGGUGUCCCACAUCCUGAACGUGGCCUACGGGGUAGAGAACUUGUUUCCUCUGCUCUUCAUCUACAAGAACGUUCAGAUCCUGGACCAGCCCGACACCGAGCUGACUGCCCACCUCAAGGACUGCUGCCGCUUCAUCACACAGGCCCAGGAGGAGAACGGUGUGGUGUUGGUGCACUGCAACACAGGAGCUUCCAGGGCAGCAGCGGUGGUGAUUGGCUAUCUGAUGUCAUGUGAUGGCCAACCUUUUGAAGAAGCCUUGUCAUUGGUAAAAACAGCACGGCCGGCCUGCUGCCCCAACCCUGGCUUCCUGGAACAGCUGCAACGAUACAGACAACCCUGACCCUGUCCCUAGCCCUAGCACUAGAGGGGGGGGGUCAACACGGUACACCCUAUCGUAGCACUAGAGACAGGGUUAGGGUCAGUACAGACCACCCUAUCUGUAGCACUAGAGACAGGGUUAGGGUCAGUACAGACCACCCUAUCUGUAGCACUAGAGACAGGGUUAGGGUCAGUACAGACC
This is a messenger RNA of Gadus macrocephalus (Pacific cod), 789 nucleotides long. RefSeq names its product dual specificity phosphatase 19a (gene dusp19a). Gene Ontology annotation, biological process: protein dephosphorylation; regulation of MAP kinase activity. Gene Ontology annotation, molecular function: JUN kinase phosphatase activity. The transcript is spliced from 4 exons. The record is from RefSeq and is a predicted model, not a curated record. Bases 1 to 609 code for a protein of 202 amino acids. Gene Ontology annotation, cellular component: cytoplasm. NCBI's taxonomy places the organism in Eukaryota, Metazoa, Chordata, Actinopteri, Gadiformes, Gadidae.